Messenger RNA from Papaver somniferum (opium poppy), 1237 nucleotides. RefSeq names its product growth-regulating factor 10-like. Gene Ontology annotation, cellular component: nucleus. Lineage: Eukaryota; Viridiplantae; Streptophyta; Magnoliopsida; Ranunculales; Papaveraceae. The transcript is spliced from 3 exons. Bases 324 to 1019 code for a protein of 231 amino acids. Gene Ontology annotation, molecular function: ATP binding. Gene Ontology annotation, biological process: DNA-templated transcription; regulation of DNA-templated transcription; developmental process. The record is from RefSeq and is a predicted model, not a curated record.
CUUGUCCAAUCGUACACCUCAAUGAAGCAUCCAAAAAACUGUCAGAGAAAAAAAAAACUUAUCUUUCACUCCCACAUUUUAAAGCUUCCAUCUUCCUUUUUAUCUCUUCCUUUUUUACAACUAUCAUCCCUUCUUUUUUUCUUUCUUCUCCAGUGUUUUUAUCACUCAUUCAAUUCAUCAACUCAUCUCUGUUUUCUCUUCCAUUCUCUCUGCAACUCUCUUACUCUGGUUUUUCUCUGUUCUUUUUGUCCCACCCCAUGUAAAAAUGGAAGAAGUAGCUCAAGCCCCACCUUCCAUGACUGCUCGUUUCACUGACUGGUUCAAUGGAAGGAGAGAAAUCAAUUUUAAGAUCACCACCACCACUACCACCAGCAGCAACAAACACAAAAGCUUUACUUCAACUUGAUCUAGAACUAGGACCAAGACUGAUGACAAAUGGAAAAUCAUCAGUAUUUACUUUUCUUCAGUUACAAGAGUUUGAACAUCAAGCUCUAAUCUAUAAACACAUGGCUGCUGGUGUACCUGUGCCAUUUCAUCUUGUUGUUCCCAUUUGGAAAAGUCUUGCUUCUUCUUUUGGUUCUCUUCAUUCUGGUCUUUACCCUAGCUUUAUGGGUUGCAAAGGGAUAUACUUUGAUUACAAAAACAGUAUGGAACCUGAACCAGGAAGAUGUAGAAGAACAGAUGGUAAGAAAUGGAGAUGUUCUAAAGAUGUUGUCCCAGAACAGAAGUAUUGUGAGAGACAUAUGCAUAGAGGUCGUAAUCGUUCAAGAAAGCCUGUGGAAAUUCCUUAUCAAAAUGCUGCUUCAUCUUCAUCUUCUACUGCUAAUGCUGCAAAUGGAAACACGGGUCUUUCAAUUUCAAUCCCACUUCAACUCAUGGCAAACAACAGCAGUUGCACCACCACUUCAACGUCUAACAAUAACACCACCACCACCACUGCUGCUACUGCCACUGGAUUGGAUUUCUCACCAAAAAGUGUUCUUCAAAAUGGUGGUAAUAACUCUAAAAAUGAAUCAUGAAUUUAGAUUGCAGAUGUUUUUAGAUUUGAUUUAGUGGUUGGUUGUAUGGGGAGUAGUUAAUGGUUGAUUUGAGAUGUUGUUUCAAAGAAGAGAGACAAGAGUUUUAGUUGUUGUUUGGUGAGGGGGUAUAAUGCAAUUUGGCUCCACCACCACCACAACUAUCUUUGCCAUAAAGAGAUUUUCUAAUACUUUGAUUGUCUUUUGUAAAUCCUUUUUUA